CCGUCAACCUCUUGGCAGCCGAGCUGCCGCCGCAGGACGCGACCGACGCAAUGUACGGCGUGACGGGCAGCCCGUUUGCCUUUGGCGCUGCAUUCUACCGCGACGUCAUCACGUGGGCUCUCAUCACCGUCCUCUCGAAGCACACGAUCGCCCAGUGCUCCUCGCCCGUCGACACGUACCCCGGCGAGAGCCUCCACCUCGUCGGCGGCUCGCUCCUCGAGACGGUCGGCAACUUUGGCACCGUCGGCGGGAUGGAGGCGAUGGGCCUCGUCGGCGGCAACCGGCAGACGAGCGUGCAGAACGAGAUGCUGAUCGUCGCCGCGAAACCGGACGCGGUGCGGUUCGGCUACACGCCCACGCUGCGCAGGAUGUCCGCUGAGCUCUCGGGCCUGUGGGAGGAGGUGACGGGAGAGAUGCAGGCGAGCUUCCCGGAGAUGGCGAGCGGGCCGGACACAAACAACAUCCAGAACGUCUCCUUCGUCUACGGCGCCGGUAAGUGCAUUCCCUCCUCGACAUGGGUGUAGGCUAUGCGCUUAGGGCUGUAGCGGCUCGAGAGGCGGCAGGUACCACAGGGUACAGAUUCGCUGAGAUGGCCGAUCUCAAUGGUUUCACUUUUGUUUAGUGCCGCAUGUAGUGGCUCGUGUGAGAGCCUGCGUGGACACACACGGUAGAGCCUAUGCACAUAAAUAACUAAAUGCGACAGUCACUCUGAGACGACGGAUAUGGGAUUUGAGCCGUAUUGCAAUAUGCUCAAUGCGAUCAUCACAUGAAAUAUAAUAACCACUCCCAACCCCUAGCCGCUAGCGAUUCUGAACUGGAGAAAUCACCGUGAGAUUCGUGAGAUCUUGUUGGUUGUCAAAAAUCUCUCUCUGAACUGGG
Emiliania huxleyi CCMP1516 is the source of this 879-nucleotide messenger RNA. RefSeq lists its product as hypothetical. Bases 51 to 524 code for a protein of 157 amino acids. The transcript has a single exon. Lineage: Eukaryota; Haptophyta; Isochrysidales; Noelaerhabdaceae. The record is from RefSeq and is a predicted model, not a curated record.